CUCUCCCCAUAUAUUCUGCAGGCACUGAGGAAGCCACAGUGCCCCCUUCCCUCAGGUCCCUGGUACAGACGUGGAACUGGUUUCAUACAACUGCUACUUGGAGGGGAAAUAAAGAGAAGCAAAUGAUACCAAGACAACCUCAUAACAGAGAUCUAAUCACCAGAUGUGUAUGGAUGAAAAUACAGUAAGAUGAGUCAGAAAAUGGCCAAGGAGGGUCCCAGACUCUCCAAGAACCAGAAGUUUUCUGAGCACUUCAGCAUACACUGCUGCCCGCCGUUCACGUUCCUCAACUCCAAACGGGAGAUUGUGGAUAGGAAGUACAGCAUCUGUAAGAGCGGCUGCUUCUACCAGAAGAAAGAAGAGGACUGGAUCUGCUGUGCCUGCCAGAAGACCAGACGCCGUGCCACGUCCCCUCAGAGGCCCAAGCUCCAACCAGCUGCACCCCCUGCGGUGGUCAGAGCACCCGCCAAGCCACGGUCCCCUCCGAGGCCACAGCGUCAGCCACGUGCCCGCCCAGAGGUCCGACCACCAGCAGCCAAGCAGCGGCCCCCUCAGAAGCCCAAGCAGCAGCCACGCAGCAGCCCCCAGAGAGGGCCAGGCUCCAGCCGUGGGGGGUCCCCCGCCAAAACUUCUAGGUUCUGGUAACACCAUCUCUUCCCUUUUGCUUCCCCAGCCCUCAGAUUGAAAAGGAGAAUCAAGUCCACACCAAGGAAGAAGUGAGCACAGAGUUUCAAGUGAAUUGAUGGCUCUAGCUCCUGCAUUCUCUGCUUGUUGACCCAUGUGCUCCUGGCCAAGUCACCUGGCUUCAGAUAUGAUGCAGGGACAGACACCUGCUGAUGUGGCGACUGUUGAUGCCCGUGGUACUCACAGCACUGGGACUGCUGGGUGGCCUGACUGGAGCAUUCUGAAGAAACCACCUUACUGUGUUCUGACCUCUAUAAUUGCCAGUGAGAACUCUGCGAUCCGUCUACGUCUCCUUUCAUUGUAAAAUUCAAGUUUCUUCAACCUGAAGACCUAUCUUUCUUCCGUGGUGUUCAAAAAAGAUGCUGUAUAAACCAGGAAAACCAAGAAUUAUCAGCUGAUGGCGAGAACAUGACCAAGGAAAAUUCCCACAAACCACUGAUGUGAGCUUGUGGACUGUUAUAUUUCUGGGGGUGCCAUCUGAGAAUACUAGUCAAACAAGAUAUUAUAUAACUAGUGAUUAGACAAUUAUAACUGGAGGCACCCAUCCUAGAAAAAAAAUGCAUUCUUAGUAGAAAGGAGACUACCAUAAAUUUUUUCAGUGAAGUAUUGUUUGCCACCCAAAAAGAGAGAGAGAAAUAAAUUAAUCAAAAAUGUUUGUCAAUAAAAGAAUGAGUGAAUCAAUAAUGAUAUAUUCAUUAAUACUUUACUAACCAGUACUUAAAUGAAUCAAGUCUAUCCAAUGUCAGGUAGUUGAAUUAAAAAGAUAAAAUGAUGAAUAUAAAAUGUAAAUAGCAGUUAAUAAAUAAAUCAGGCUACUCUGCAGAAAUUUUAAAAACUGAAAAUACUAUAGUUGCUCAAUAAGCAAGAACCACAAGAUCCAUCUCUGUAAUGUAACAGACUUUUAAAAUGUCAACAAAA
Messenger RNA from Erinaceus europaeus (western European hedgehog), 1602 nucleotides. It is a transcript of the gene MOBP, whose product is annotated as myelin associated oligodendrocyte basic protein. Lineage: Eukaryota; Metazoa; Chordata; Mammalia; Eulipotyphla; Erinaceidae. Gene Ontology annotation, molecular function: actin binding; myosin binding. Gene Ontology annotation, cellular component: cortical actin cytoskeleton. The transcript is spliced from 7 exons. The record is from RefSeq and is a predicted model, not a curated record. Bases 190 to 645 code for a protein of 151 amino acids.